AUGGAACCAUCAUGCUCUCAUUCCAAAUGUGAUGUGUAUGAGAUAAGCAAAAUCUCAUAUGAAAAUGUAACUGAAACUGAUACCAAUAUCAGAUUGGAACCGCCAUGUAAUGUAAGGCAACAAAUAGACGAUAUAGAACGCGAGGACUUCGAGGAGGAAAACAGGAUACUUAAACAUUGCUCUAGUAUGAUAGUUGAUCGCGAAAUUGCUACAACCGCUCGUUAUUCCGGGAAUUUAUCUAGCGCGAACUCAAGUCUAGCUUCUAGCUCCGAGACUAUAUCUACGCUGUCUAACAUGAUGGCCAAUGACUUCAGUUUACCAGGUUGUAGUAAGAGCGACGACUGUGAAGGUAGCAAUGCCACCAUAAAAAAUAUGAUCCACUCACGCACACCGCUAUACUCUAAUAUAGAACCUCCUCCAAAAAAAGUGGACUUUAUGCAGAAGUUGUUAAGUAGUAAUACUCAAGAAAAGAAAGACUUUCCUAAAGGGAAGCUGUAUAAAGGAGAUCUGAUGGAGCAUUCUGCUGAUGCCGAUAUGGAUGAUGUGGGUCAGUCAGGUCGGACGAGUUCCAAUGCGUCGAGUAUCGGCAGUUCAGGCUCAGAUAGCAAAGAUUUUACAGUUCCUUCAACGUCUAAUGCUGAAAAACUCCUGGGCUUGGAUGAUAGCAGUAAGCGGAAUGCAAGUGGAAGCUCUAAAUCAGCGAGCUACCAGUACUGUGAGGGCGAUGACGACUCAGAUGAUGAAGUUAACGAGGAGUCGUGGUGCACGUGUCUCUCAUCCCAUGAGGAUGAUGAUGAAGAAGAGGAGCCUGAGCCAGAUGACAGGCUGUGGAGAAAAAGACGAUAUGAGCCACCGCCGCCUCAAUCCGCUAAAAAGUUCUGUCCCGACGGCAGUGUCGUGAGCAAUUCGGGAACCGAAUGGCCAACCAUACACGCGAAUAUUGCACUACAGAAUACAAAUCUUCAAGGACCCCCAGAACUAAAGCAAUGGCUAAAUAUGUUUCAAUCAUGGUCCAAUGGGGAGAAGAUCCAGGCAAUCGACACACUGAUCAGUCGUUGUGCGGCGAGCCACGUUCGGUACAUGAUGAAAGCGAUUGAGCCUCUCUUCCAGAGAGAUUUCAUCUCCCUCCUGCCCAAAGAGUUAGCCCUCACAGUACUAGGAUACUUACAGCCGAAAGAUCUAUUGAGAGCUGCCCAAACUUGCCGUUAUUGGAGAUUCCUAGCCGAUGACAACCUGCUAUGGAAGGAACAGUGUCGACGCAUAGGCCUAACAACACUAAAGAAGAUGCCCCGUUCCCUACCUCGUUGCGCUAGUCCAUGGAAAGCCGCCUACAUGAGGCAGUCCCUCAUACAGGACAACUGGCUACACAAACCGGUGAACAACCCCAUAGUGAUGAGAGGCCAUGAUGAUCACGUCAUCACCUGCCUCCAGUUCUACGGGAAUCGCAUAUUGAGCGGCAGUGAUGAUACCACUCUGAAGGUGUGGUCGGCGGUCACUGGGAAGUGUCUCCGUACGUUAGUGGGUCACUCAGGCGGCGUGUGGUCCUCACAGAUGGUCGGCGACCUGGUCAUCAGCGGCUCAACAGACCGCACACUGCGCGUGUGGAAUGCGAAGACCGGGCAGUGUCUGAAGGUGCUCGCCGGUCACACUUCUACCGUACGCUGUAUGCAUUUACACCAGAAUAGAGUGGUAUCCGGGUCUCGCGAUGCAACGCUACGCGUGUGGUCGAUACCCGACGGGCGUUGUUUGCGCGUGUUGGUGGGCCACCUGGCGGCGGUGCGCUGCGUGCAGUACGACGGCAAGGUGGUAGUAUCCGGGGCAUACGACUACUUCGUCAAAGUGUGGAACCCGGAGACAGGGGAGUGCUUGCACACGCUAGCCGGUCAUACGAACAGAGUGUAUAGCCUGCAAUUUGACGGUAUCCAUGUGGUGAGUGGUUCCCUAGACACAUCUAUCCGUGUGUGGGACGUUGAGUCCGGACAACUAAAGCACACCCUAACUGGCCACCAGUCCCUCACUUCGGGUAUGGAACUGCAUUCAAAUAUACUGGUCUCUGGUAACGCAGACUCAACGGUUAAAGUAUGGGAUAUCACUACUGGCCACUGCCUGCAUACUUUAUCUGGUCCAAAUAAACACCAAUCAGCAGUCACAUGUCUCCAGUCGAGCAACCGUUUCGUGAUCACGUCCUCCGACGACGGCACAGUGAAGCUAUGGGACGUUCGUACCGGCGAGUUUAUACGGAACCUAGUGGAACUUGGCUCUGGUGGGUCCGGAGGGGUUGUGUGGCGCAUCCGGGCCUCUGCGACCAAGCUCAUAUGCGCAGUGGGCUCGAGGAACGGCACUGAGGAGACCAAACUGCUGGUAUUGGACUUCGAUGUGCCCGGCGCGUGUAGGAAGUGCGACGAA
Molecule: messenger RNA, 2406 nt
Organism: Brenthis ino (lesser marbled fritillary)
Lineage: Eukaryota; Metazoa; Arthropoda; Insecta; Lepidoptera; Nymphalidae
Source: the annotation of a GenBank genome assembly